Messenger RNA from Blumeria graminis f. sp. triticale, 267 nucleotides. NCBI's taxonomy places the organism in Eukaryota, Fungi, Ascomycota, Leotiomycetes, Helotiales, Erysiphaceae. The record is from the annotation of a GenBank genome assembly.
UUGUCAAUAAAACGAGGGCGCUUUUGCCUGUGGGUCAGGAGUCUUGCAUCUUGGACUGUUUGCUUUAAUUUAACCCUGAAAUGUAGCUGCCAUCCAGCUUUAAAAUCGAAGUUCACAGUGAAGGAAGACGAAUUUUUCUCGACGACGCCCAGUUUAGUUGGUUAUGCGGAAGAUGAGUGGGAGUCUCCAGCUGACGAGCGAGCCAUUAGAAACCGCUGGCUUCCGGACGCCCGUCAAGUGUCAUGUCGCAUAGAACGGCAAUCUUAG